UGUGCGUGUGUUGGUGAGAUAAUUUUGUUACAGUUAAAGAUCGAUUCCACGUCAAGGAAGUGUUUACAUUCAGUAUUUUCUAUUGCCCUAGAAAACGCCGGUGCUUGUAAAAAUGGCGGUAUCAACAACGGUGUCGCUGGUGCUGGCUUCGCUGUCGGCUGUGCUUAUUUUUUCGGGCAUGCAGAUGUAUCGACCCCUGUUGGCCUCCUCCCAAAUGGCUACCAUCUUUGGCGGGUACCUCGGAUCGUGGCUUUUUAUCCUUUCGCUUACCGCGGUGUCUAACCUGGAAGCGGUCGUACUGGGCUACGGAUUUCAGGCCAAGUUCUUUCCGGAAGUUUCAUUCUGUCUAGUGGUGGCAUUGUUUGCCUGUGGUAUGGUUCACCGUGUUUGUGUCACUUCGUGCGUUCUGUUCUCCAUUGCUGCCCUUUACUAUGUGAACAAAAUAUCGCACAAAGUACAUAACGUAGCCGUACAGGUGGAUAGCUACGCUGGGAAGAAAAAGAAGAAAUGAAAAUCCUUUACAACCGGGAAUUCGAUUAUCUAAGGGCUAGAAUGCAAUUUUUGACUUGCAUCACUUGU
This is a messenger RNA of Anopheles maculipalpis, 579 nucleotides long. Its product is annotated as protein KRTCAP2 homolog. Bases 113 to 511 code for a protein of 132 amino acids. Lineage: Eukaryota; Metazoa; Arthropoda; Insecta; Diptera; Culicidae. The transcript is spliced from 4 exons. The record is from RefSeq and is a predicted model, not a curated record.